Pomacea canaliculata is the source of this 2238-nucleotide messenger RNA. RefSeq names its product elongator complex protein 4-like. NCBI's taxonomy places the organism in Eukaryota, Metazoa, Mollusca, Gastropoda, Architaenioglossa, Ampullariidae. Gene Ontology annotation, cellular component: transcription elongation factor complex; cytoplasm; elongator holoenzyme complex. Gene Ontology annotation, biological process: tRNA wobble uridine modification. The record is from RefSeq and is a predicted model, not a curated record.
UUCACAGGGUAAACAAAGAUGGCUGCGUCUUCAUCAAGCUUUCAAAAGCGCACAAAGACGAAACUCAUUGAGAUUUCUGGAACAAGAGCAUCUCUAUACAAUAAUCAGCUCCUUGUUUCCUCUGGCAUCCCGUCAUUAGAUGCAGUAUUAGGAGGGGGAGUUGCAGUGGGGACCGUCUUGCUGAUAGAAGAAGAUGCCAGUAGCAUGCAUGCCCAGCUGAUGCUGAAGUACUUUGCUGCUGAAGCAAUUGUUACAGGCCAGGCUCUCACUUUUGUCUCUGCAGAUCAAGAUCCACAUAAAAUUAUUAAGGACUUACCAGCCCCAGUUUCAGCUGACCCAACAGAAAAGGGAGAUGCCUGGUCUGACCAACAUUCUGCUGAAGGUGGCACAGAUGAAAAAAUGUCAAUAGCAUGGCGCUACCAGAACCAGCCAAACCAUCUCAGAGACCUAUCUACACAGUUUGGACACUAUUAUGACUUAACCAAAACAAUGGAAGAAAGCAAAGUUAACUCCUCUAAUGUCCAGUGCAUAUCAUUUGCUGAUCUCUUGCUUCAGAAAUUGAAGAAGUUCUACUGCCUUCAGCUUAAACAGUUUUGCAAAUCUCAUAGCUUUACAAAACACACAAAUCCAAGGUAUACUUGUCUCCUUAAAAAAAUUCAGAAGCGCAUUGAGGAAGGUCACUUUGGAACUGGCUUUGUAGGUGAAAAUCGAAAAAUUCUUCGAAUAGCAAUUCAAAGCCUUGGUUCACCUUUUUGGGGAGAAAAUGGUGGCAUUCAUGCACAGAGUAAAGAAAGGGAUGCCUCUUUGUUGCGGCUGCUUUUGGCUCUCAGAGCAACACUCCGGACAGCCUUUGCUAUUGCAUUUAUUACCAUUCCGAGACAUCUUUUUCAGGAUGAUGCAUUUGUGUGGAGACUGGAGCAGUUGUGUGAUACAGUGUUGCGCCUUCAAAGUUUUGGAGCUUCUGAAAAAGAAAAAGGUCAUGUCUUUAAAGAUUAUAGUGGACUUCUACAUGUUAUCAAGUUGCCUUGUUUAAAUGAACUGGUAACUCAUAUGCCAGAAACAUUAGACCUUGCAUUUCGUCUAAGACGCAAAAAAUUCACAAUAGAGAAAUUACAUCUUCCACCAGAACUGUCUGACACAAGUGGCCGUGAACAAGAUGACCCAGUACCACUUCUGCACCCUGUAGUUAGCUGUGGCUCAACAAGACCAACUGCUUUAAGUACUAAGCUGGAUUUCUGAUUGUAUGCUAGCUCUGAAAUCACCUUUCUUGGAAAACAAAUUUGCAGGUAUUAAAGUUGAUUAAAUAGCACUGAUGUUUAGUUCAUUUUUUGAUAAUAAAAUUUCAAUGAUUUAUUUUCAAUAAAAUCUUGUUACAAGAUGAUGUUGAACUAAAGCUAUAGAACUCAGCACAGCUACACUUUCAAACAAACAUUAAGCUGCACUUUUAUAUUUAGAUCCAAUCUGGAUAUUAAACAUAAUAAUAGAAUUUUGCCCAUUUGAGGUGAGCUCGAUGCACUGUGCAUGAAAGACUACAAACAACCUGACAGUCAACCAUACAAAAAAAAACAAAAAACCAAAAAACACCAGUGAAAGGAAACAGAUGACACCAUGGCAAACAUAAAUAAAGUGUAUGGAUGAGAAUGAGGAACUGGAUGUUUGCAUGUUUGUAUUUUCUUAAAGUAGAUUUUGAGGUUGGUCUUGAAAGGUUUGAAUGUAGACAACACUACAUAAAAGGCAAUUUUAGCAGAAGCUCUCCCAGGGUCACAAACGAUAUAAAAUUUGCUUUUGCUAGCUACAACUUACUUCUGGUGCUUAUCUUCUAACAAAACAUGCACUGAAGCCAUAUCAUAUAUACUUAAACAUUUUUAAAAAUGUGUGCAUGCACACGUGCAUAUAUAUAUAUGUGUGUGUUCAAAUGAUGAAUUUAUUUCCUGAACAUUUUAAAGUGAACAUCUGAUAAAAUGCUUGAUUAAUUACAAGUAUAAAACAAACACUGAGACAUCAAAAAACAGGCCAGGGCCUCAGAGAUUUCAGGAAUGAUAUAUAAUGGAAUAUCAAACACAUAACAUUGUUAUCACAGAGAGGUCAGGUAUGGUGUGCUCCAGCUAACAUCCAACUUACCAACUGAAAAUUGAAUAUAAACAAUAAAUAGACUUUGUGAAUGUGUUACUCCAGUUCCUUGCUGCAAAACCAACAACCAAAAGUAGCCCACCAAACUAAGGAUCAACAACAAAUAAA